Molecule: messenger RNA, 1403 nt
Organism: Delphinapterus leucas (beluga whale)
Lineage: Eukaryota; Metazoa; Chordata; Mammalia; Artiodactyla; Monodontidae
Gene: PRPH2
Product: peripherin 2
Biological process (GO): visual perception
Cellular component (GO): plasma membrane
Source: RefSeq, a predicted model, not a curated record
CUGCACUCUGCAAGUAUGGCUUUGCUGAAAGUCAAAUUUGACCAGAAGAAGCGGGUCAAGUUGGCCCAAGGGCUCUGGCUCAUGAACUGGCUCUCCGUGUUGGCUGGUAUCAUCAUCUUUGGCUUAGGGCUCUUCCUAAAGAUUGAACUCAGGAAGCGGAGCGACUUGAUGGACAAUUCCGAGAGCCAUUUUGUGCCCAAUUCCUUGAUAGGGAUGGGGGUGCUGUCCUGUGUCUUCAAUUCUCUGGCGGGUAAAAUCUGCUAUGACGCCUUGGACCCUGCCAAGUACGCCAAGUGGAAGCCCUGGCUGAAGCCAUACCUGGCCGUGUGUGUCCUCUUCAACACUGUCCUCUUCCUGGUGGCCCUCUGCUGCUUCCUCCUGCUGGGCUCCCUGGAGAGCACGCUGGCCCACGGGCUCAAGAAUGGCAUGAAGUUCUACCGGGACACAGACACCCCAGGCAGGUGUUUCAUGAAGAAGACCAUCGACACGCUGCAAAUUGAGUUCAAGUGCUGUGGCAACAACGGCUUUCGGGACUGGUUUGAGAUUCAGUGGAUCAGCAACCGCUAUCUGGACUUUUCCUCCAAAGAAGUCAAAGAUCGCAUCAAGAGCAACGUGGAUGGGCGGUACCUGGUGGAUGGAGUCCCCUUCAGCUGCUGCAACCCCAGCUCGCCACGGCCCUGCAUCCAGUACCAGCUCACCAAUAACUCUGCACACUACAGCUAUGACCACCAGACGGAGGAGCUCAACCUGUGGGUGCGCGGCUGCAGGGCCGCCCUGCUGAGCUACUACAGCAGCCUCAUGAAUUCCGUGGGCGCUGUGACGCUCCUCGUCUGGCUUUUUGAGGUGACCAUCACCAUCGGGCUGCGCUACUUGCACACGGCGCUGGAAGGCGUGGCCAACCCCGAAGACCCCGAGUGCGAGAGUGAGGGCUGGCUUCUGGAGAAGAGCAUUCCGGAGACCUGGAAGGCCUUUCUGGAGAGCGUGAAGAAGCUGGGCAAGGGUAACCAGGUGGAAGCCGAGGGUGUGGAUGCAGGCCAGGCCCCAGAGGCUGGCUGACGGUCGCGGGACCCCCUCCCCUCUGAGCACUGAGAAGUAGUGGAUUCCAGGAAACGCGGAUACCCCCCCGAUCCAGUCUGAAUCUCGCAAGGAGGGUGGCCGUCUCACAGAGACUCUUCUGGAUGGUGGGAUUUAAAAUUCAGGGUCCCUAAAAACUUCCAUUGAAUGACUGUCCAAAGUGUGAGUGAAUGAGUCCCACUUAGGCUCACUGCCCUAGGAUGCACCCUCAUGGUGGACUCAGGGGGGCCUCUCAGUGGAUGACUCCUCAUGGCACAGGAAUUCAGUUCCACCCUGAGGCUACUGGCUACACCUGAGGGCUGCUCCCUUUUUAUAAGUUGGCUGUUACG